GUCGCGAUCAGCGAUCGCCGAGAGUCACUCCGAUGCAUAGCAGUUGCUGGUUGCUGGUUGUUACGCGUUUGUUUCGGCGCGAUGGUCAGGAUGAUGGCGAGAGUCUCCGCCGGUGUCUCCUCCUCAACGAGGAUUGGGGUAUAAGUAAACUGGCUUCUGACCUCCGUAGAAGCUAACUUGACAGAAGUGCCAUCACCAUCACCACCAGCACCCUCAUCAUCAUCCGCAACCGGCCCCCUUGCAGUCCAAACCGCCUCGCUUACCACCACACCCGCCAAUACCCAAUCCACCAUGAAGGUCCGCGCUCUCGGUCUUGUCUGCCUCAUCAGCGGCGCCCUCGCGGUCCCUGUGGUCGAGCAGCAGAUGCGCCCGCAGGAGGCCCCCGCUGCCGUCUUGUCGCCUGCUCAGGCCGAUAUGCAGAUGAACUCCGAUAUGAUGAUGGGUCACGGCAAUGUGCGCCGUGCCGUCAACAUCCUGUCCGGCAAUGUCAACAUGAAUGCCUUCGCUCAGAUGGUGCAGCAGGUUCAGCAGCAGGUCCAGGAGAUCGAGCAACUCGUCCACAACAAGGGCUCUGACCCGAACGCCCUCAUUGAGGCCCUCGUCGGGCCCAUGUCCCGCAUCAACCAAACGCUCGCCACCGGCGUCAGCCGUCUCGACAUCGGCAGCCUCCUCAGCGGUGCCGCGACCAACGCGACGGCGCCCGCGCAGCCCUUGGGCCUCCUGCACGACCUCCUCGAGUCCGUGGUCAACCUGCUCAACAGCGUGCUCACCCACGGGCCCAUCGGCGACCUGCUCAACGGCCUCCUGGGCGGCGUCCUCGGCGGCGUCGGCAGCACCGUCGGCGGCGUCCUGGGCGGCGCCGGCAGCGGCACCGGCGUUGGCGCUGCUGCGGCCCAGGUCCCCGACCUCAUCAGCAGCAUCCUCGGCUCCGUCGGCUCCGUCCUGCCCCCUGCUGCUGGCGCCGCUGCGGGCGCCGUGCCCGGCGCUGCGGCUGCUCCCGUCCCGGCGCCGACUCCGGCUCCGGCCCCUACUACGCCUUAAGGGUCCAUGGCCAGUCUUGGCGCGGCAAAAUGCUGCUGCUUAUUUUUUUGUUUGGUGGAUAUUAAUGUGAGAGAGUGGGAGAGGAGCUGUAUGGGAAUAGUGGAGGGGUGUUUUUUGCUGGUGAGAAGAUGUG
Thermothielavioides terrestris NRRL 8126 is the source of this 1174-nucleotide messenger RNA. RefSeq lists its product as uncharacterized. The record is from RefSeq and is a predicted model, not a curated record. The transcript is spliced from 2 exons. Bases 292 to 1041 code for a protein of 249 amino acids. Lineage: Eukaryota; Fungi; Ascomycota; Sordariomycetes; Sordariales; Chaetomiaceae.